Prorocentrum cordatum is the source of this 3049-nucleotide messenger RNA. The record is from the annotation of a GenBank genome assembly. Lineage: Eukaryota; Dinophyceae; Prorocentrales; Prorocentraceae.
AUGGCGCCGCGCCCAUUCUCCUGGUGUACUUGCGGCAACUGGACCUACAACUUCCGCCUGCUGCACAACGGCGGGAUGUGCGGCAAGUGUGGUGCGCAGGCCACGCUAUUCCAGCCCGACGCUGCAGCGGCGAAAGGCAAAGGUAAAGGAAAGAAAGGCAUGCUGGGCAACAAGGGCGGCAAGGGCGAGGCUACGCCGGCCUGGAACAACACUGGAGGAGGCAAAGGCCCUUACCCGUGGUCCAAGGAGCCUGACGUUUCGCAGAUGCUCGCCAUCCUCUCGAACGUCCCCGCCCUCGCGGCGCACGCCGACGUGUUCCGCCAGGCUGGCACUUCCUUCAAGGCGAGCAAGGCGAAACCGGUGUCGCCCAACCAGGAGGUGUACCGCAGCAGCCAGACUUUGGAGAAGAAGGAGAUGGCGCUCCAGAAGGCCUCGGCGGACGUCGUCAAGCUGGAGUCGGCUCUCCAGGAGGCGAAGCUGUGGCUGCACCAGACGGCGGAGGAGGCCCUCUCCGCAAAACGGGCCCACAACAUUGCUGUCAAGGCCCUCGCGGACUCCACGGGCGCUGCCAAGACGCAGGACGGCUACACCGCAGACGGCAAGAAGAUAUACCUGGCGUUGGACGAGUUCGACUUCGCAGCCAGCGACGAGUUCGACGACACCCAGAAGGCGCAGCUCCAGGCCAUCCAGACGCAGGUGGAGGAGCACUGCAAGCAGGUGGCGGACCUCCAGAAGACGAUGCAGGAGGCGCUCAAGAGCGUCAAGGAGAUCCGCGCAGCCCCAGCGAAGCGGCAGCGUGGCCAGGACGGCGCCGUCCCUGGCCCAGGCGCAGCCGAAGCCGAGGGCCCUGACGAAGACCAGGCACCUGCUGCAGCGGAGGACGGCCCCAGCUUCGCCGCCUCAGAGAGCGACAUCGCCGCCAAGAUCGCGAGCGCCAGGGAAGCCACGCUGGCCAACAUGGGCGACUUCCCUCCCCUGGGCACUGGCAAUGGCUGUGCGACCGCGCAGCCGCCCCUUCCGCAGUAUGCAGCGAGCAGCGACGCACGGGCUCCAGUUCCAGAGAACUGCGACGCGACGUACUUCUUCUCGAACAUCUCGGAGUGGGGCCCGCAGGCGGAGGGAUUCAUGCAAGCCCAAGCCGAGCAGUACGACGUUAUAGGCUUCGCGGAGAUGCACCUGCGAGGCGUGAAGAUCCUGGACUUCACCAAGAAGAUCAGCAAGGACGGUUGGAAAGCCGCCGUCACGGCUGCAGUGCCGUCGGGCCGAUCGACGGAGGGCACGACGGGCGGCGAGGCGAUCAUAUCCAAGCGCUCCCUGGCCACGACGUCGUUCGAGGGGCGGCGCAAGCACGAGAUAGAGCGAUCCGCAGUCGACCCCUUCCAAGGCUUCUGCCCCACGACGUGGCACACGAGGGCAGGCAACAUAGUGGUCACCUCCGCGUACAUGCAGCCGAAGCACGGCAUGACGGGCGUCAACGAGAAGAUGAUGAUCAGGUUAGCCAGCUUCAGCAACAUGAUAUCCGACCCGUGGGUUGUCCUGGCCGACUGGAACAACCCGCCAGAGGCAUGGGCUGGAACCAAGUGGCUUCGCAAGAUUGGCGGCCAGUUGAUCCUCCCUGAGAACGCGAAGACCACGUGCAACCUGGGGCGCGGCUCCCUCAUCGACUACGGGAUCUGCAAGAGCGGGUUCGGCGGCUCCCUCAAGCUCGAAGCCGUGCCCGAGGUCCCCUGGAAGACCCACGUGGGCCUCCUGCUCUCCAUGCGUGCGGGGAAGCAGCACUGGUGGCACCGUUGUAUGCAGUUGCCGAAGCAGCUCCCGACGGUGGGGCGACCAGUGAAGAAAGCGGACCCGAACAGCAAGCGCCAGAAGUCGAUAGUCGAGCGGCGCCAGCGCGCAAAGGCCAGACUCCAGGAGGAGCUCCAGGAUGCCUACGAAGAGCUCCACAGCUGGCCGACUACGGCGGACACUGACAGCAACGACUCGGUGACUUUCGACAUCCCGCUCGAAGUAUGGCGUGCCACAGCCGUCACGGUGGCAGGCCUGGGAGAGGGCAACGAGGGGAGGAAAAAGUACGCCGACUCGAACAACUCCCCCUCCUCCCACUUCCUGCUGACCCGCGACCCCGAGGCGCAGGAGCAGGUCGCCAGAGCGUUCGGCAACUGGGUGCAGACCGUAGAGAAGGCCACGCUCAAGCACCACGACAUCCCCGAGACCGACUGGAAGCAGUACGAAGGCAGGGCCAGCGAGUACAAGAUCACCUGGCUCAGGACCCGCGCUGCCCCAGCCCUUGCACAUAUGCGGGACCCGACGCUGGAAUGGUGGCACUUGGCCACGACGAUCAUCGCCAGAUACCAGUUAAUGAGGCGCAAGUUCGCGGAGCAGGACUAUGUGCACAUGGCAAACAGGAUGAAGGAGCUGCUGGACGCUGCCACCGAGAACAACUUCCUCGCCAAGUAUGCGGAGCCAGAUGAUAAGAGGGUCCUGGAUGACUGGACCAAGGCCAUCGCCGACUUGAGCGAGCAGCACAUCGACGCGCUCCAGGGCCUCCUGGAGAUCGGCCUGAGGUACCAAGCCCGUGCGGUAGGCAUCGGACUCGCCAACGGCAGGCGGGCUUUCGCCAGCUGGGUCACUCGCAUGUGGAAGCAGGCUCCAGGUGCGCUUCACCGACAUGUGAAACCAGCUGCCACUCGGCGAGACGAGCACUACGGGGACGAGGGCAGCACCUACGCCACACCGUGCGAGAUCAUGGACCGCCGCGCCGACUACUGGGAGAACGUCUGGUCCGACUCCAGCGCCGACCCCAAGAGCAUCCUCGACGGCCUGAAGUAUGUCACGGAGCAGGCCAAGAGGGAGGACGUUCACUUGCUCGAGCUGGAGGACCUCGACCGCCUGCUAGCGAAGCAGAACCCGAAGAAGCCCAGAGGUAUCGACAACCUCGGCCCGUUGGAGGUGCAACGACUUCCAGAGCCAGGACGCAGACAGAUGCUGGAAGUCCUCAACCUCUGCGAGAAGCACCUCAUGUGGCCCUACCAACUCUACACGGUCAUAG